Messenger RNA from Xylaria bambusicola, 381 nucleotides. RefSeq lists its product as uncharacterized. Gene Ontology annotation, biological process: polysaccharide catabolic process. Lineage: Eukaryota; Fungi; Ascomycota; Sordariomycetes; Xylariales; Xylariaceae. The record is from RefSeq and is a predicted model, not a curated record. The transcript is spliced from 3 exons. The coding region runs from base 1 to 381 and encodes 126 amino acids.
AUGACGAGUUCACAGAACACAUGGGCCGGUACAUCUACGGGGGCAUCUAUGACCCAGGUAACCGGCUCCGGACGCCAACGGCUUCCGCAAGGACGUCAUCUCGGCGCUGAAGGAGCUCGGCGUGCCUGUGAUUCGGUGCCUGAGGGCGAAGCCAAGGCGUUGCGUCUCCUGGACCCGGAUAUCGUACUCAUUCUCUGGGAACAGGACGGCACGGCGUCGUGGGACCACACCGUGCUGCAGGCUUGCAUGCCCGUCAUCGACAUGCACAGCAUGCCUAUAUACACAGUCGCGCGAUCACCACAUCUCAAGAAUGUCACGGCACCGCUGGCUGCCGAGCGCGCUAUCCGCAUCACCGUCUGGCUAAAUGUCUUCGUGCGUUAG